UGCGAAUCGAUCAGCUUCAAUCAGUGAUUCGGUGUUUGAUUAUUACGCAUGCGCACAGGUGGUUCUUCCUUUCUGCUAGCUUCUCCGUCAUGGCGCCGAUUAAGAAGCAGAACACCGGUAAAGGUGGGAAGAAGAAGAAGCAGGUGCUGAAGUUCACCCUGGACUGCACACAUCCGGUGGAAGAUGGAAUCAUGGACGCCGCCAACUUUGAGCAGUUUCUGCAGGAGCGCAUCAAAGUGAACGGGAAAGCCGGCAACCUGGGCGGGGGGGUGGUCUCCAUCGAGAGGAGUAAAAGCAAGAUCACGGUUUCCUCCGAGGUGCCGUUCUCCAAAAGAUACCUCAAGUACCUGACCAAAAAGUACCUGAAGAAGAACAACCUUCGUGAUUGGCUGCGCGUGGUGGCAAACACCAAGGAGAGCUACGAGCUUCGCUACUUCCAGAUCAAUCAGGACGAGGAGGAAGAGGAGGACGAAGAUUAGAUUGGCAGUUCGUCUUUGUUUUGUAGAUUUAAAUAAAUUUUGUUUACAGAACAGAA
Messenger RNA from Nothobranchius furzeri (turquoise killifish), 535 nucleotides. Its product is annotated as large ribosomal subunit protein eL22. Gene Ontology annotation, molecular function: RNA binding; structural constituent of ribosome. The record is from RefSeq and is a predicted model, not a curated record. NCBI's taxonomy places the organism in Eukaryota, Metazoa, Chordata, Actinopteri, Cyprinodontiformes, Nothobranchiidae. Gene Ontology annotation, biological process: cytoplasmic translation. Gene Ontology annotation, cellular component: ribosome.